UCUUCAUCUAUUGAUCUUGGAUUUGAUCAUUCAGCUAACUCUGGUGAAUCAGGAGGUUUCAAUGGUAUAGAUCCUACUGUUCGUGAUUCUUGGAAGGACUUAGAGUUCAAUACACCAGAUGAUGCAUAUAAUUUUUAUGUUGAUUAUGGGAAUCAUGAAGGUUUUGGUGUGAGGAUUUAUAACCAAUCAGCGUGUCCGAAACUCAAUGGUGGUUCUUCAGCUGUAUAUUAUAUCAAGUAUUGUUGCAAUAAGGAAGGUUGGAAAAGAGGUAGCGAGAAUAACCCUGAUAAUGCAGGUGUUGUUGAUACGACAGUUCGUGUUCGUAAUGUUCCAGAACUCAGGGGUGGAUGUAAUGGUGCUUAUAUACGACUGAGGUGGUUUAAAGAGUUUAAAUGCUAC
This is a messenger RNA of Linum tenue, 399 nucleotides long. The record is from the annotation of a GenBank genome assembly. Lineage: Eukaryota; Viridiplantae; Streptophyta; Magnoliopsida; Malpighiales; Linaceae.